This is a messenger RNA of Candida tropicalis MYA-3404, 1998 nucleotides long. RefSeq lists its product as uncharacterized. Lineage: Eukaryota; Fungi; Ascomycota; Pichiomycetes; Serinales; Debaryomycetaceae. Bases 1 to 1998 code for a protein of 665 amino acids. The record is from RefSeq and is a predicted model, not a curated record. The transcript has a single exon.
AUGUUGUUGCCUGUCAGAAGGUUCUUAAUAACUGCUUGGUUAUUGUUAACAUCCGUGUCAGCUCUCGAUAUAACGCUGGACAGAAUCGACCGUGGUACAGUUGAUGUCAGUGUUGGUGACAUUACAAUUCACUCCCCUGCGUCGUGGUCUAUUAUUAAUAAUGCUAUUUCCACAAUUGUUGGUAAUCUUGAUGUCCAAUCUGGUGCUGGCUUUUAUAUUACUCUGACAUCCCCUGUUCUUUCCCUCCAAGUGCUUUUAACUUCCCUUCUUGAAACAAUUCAGAAUGAUGGUAUUAUUUCUUUUAAUUCAGUUGCUUCUUUGACUAGUUCAACUUUUAAUUUAGCUGGUUUGUCAUUUGAGAAUACUGGUGAAAUGUACAUGGGCGCCUCUGGAGUCUUACCAAGUGUUAUGUCUAUCACUGCUGCAUCUUGGGAUAAUGAAAACUUAAUGGUGUUCUAUCAGAACCAAAGAAACUCAGGAAAUGUUUUGCUUGGUACUCCUCUCGGAAGUAUUACUAACAAUGGUAACAUUUGUCUUUUUGAUUCUGUGUACCAACAAACUACAGCAAUCAAAGGAAGUGGGUGUAUUACUGCCGAUGAUGACUCAACCAUCUAUAUUUCUAACUCACUUUUAUCAGUUGACACUAACCAAAAUCUUUAUCUCAAAGAUAGCGAUUCAUCAAUUAUUGCUCAGGCUCUUUCUACUCCUCAAACAUUCAAUGUUUAUGGUUUUGGUAACGGAAACAAAAUUGGUGUCACAUUACCACUUGUUGGUAAUCUUAUUCCAAGUUACCCAGCUUACAGUUAUGAUGAAUCCACUGGUAUAUUAACUUUAAGAAACCUCUUAGUAACACAAAGAUUUAACAUUGGUACCGGUUAUGAUCCCGAUUUAUUUCAAAUUGUUACUGAUUCAGGAGCUGGGUUACCUUCAACCGUUCUUGGUAGUCUUCAAUAUAAUGGUCCAGUCCCAGAUCGUACUUUACCUUCUUCAUGUCAAAUUGAAUGUAAACAACUUCCAGAAGCUCCAGGUACUGAACCAACAGAGUACACAACAACAAUCACUACUACUGCUUCAGAUGGAUCUGAAUUGACAGAGACAGGUGUUGUUGACAUUACCACUGAUACAAAUGGUUCCUGGUACACGACCACUUCAAUUUUCCCAACCGCGUCUACAAGUAGUUCUGAAGUCGUGUCAUCAACCGAAGAAUCUACUUCUUCCAGUGAAGCUACUUCCUCCAGUGAAGCUACCUCAUCUAGUGAAGCCACUUCUUCCAGUGAAGCCACUUCUUCCAGUGAAGCUACUUCUUCCAGUGAAGCUACCUCAUCUAGUGAAGCUACCUCAUCUAGUGAAGCUACUUCUUCCAGUGAAGCUACCUCAUCUAGUGAAGCUACCUCAUCUAGUGAAGCUACUUCUUCCAGUGAAGCUACCUCAUCUAGUGAAGCUACUUCUUCCAGUGAAGCUACCUCAUCUAGUGAAGCCACUUCUUCCAGUGAAGCUACCUCAUCUAGUGAAGCUACUUCUUCCAGUGAAGCCACUUCUUCCAGUGAAGCCACCUCAUCUAGUGAAGCCACUUCUUCCAAUGAAGCUACUUCCUCCAGCGAAGCUACCUCAUCUAGUGAAGCUACCUCAUCUAGUGAAGCUACUUCUUCCAGUGAAGCUACUUCUUCCAGUGAAGCUACUUCUUCCAGUGAAGCUACUUCUUCCAGUGAAGCUACCUCAUCUAGUGAAGCUACUUCUUCCAGUGAAGCUACCUCAUCUAGUGAAGCCACUUCUUCCAGUGAAGCUACCUCAUCUAGUGAAGCUACCUCAUCUAGUGAAGCUACUUCUUCCAGUGAAGCCACUUCUUCCAGUGAAGCCACCUCAUCUAGUGAAGCCACUUCUUCCAGUGAAGCUACCUCAUCCAGUGAAGCUACUUCUUCCAGUGAAGCCACCUCAUCUAGUGAAGCUACUUCCUCUAGUGAAGCUACCUCAUCCAGAGAAGGCUACCUCAUCCAGUGA